Molecule: messenger RNA, 2723 nt
Organism: Anolis carolinensis (green anole)
Lineage: Eukaryota; Metazoa; Chordata; Lepidosauria; Squamata; Anolidae
Gene: mrps24
Product: mitochondrial ribosomal protein S24
Exons: 4
Coding region: 107-628 (173 amino acids)
Biological process (GO): translation
Cellular component (GO): mitochondrion
Source: RefSeq, a predicted model, not a curated record
ACUAGGGGCGCGCCUGCACCGUUCUCCAUUGCCGCCGCCGCCUUCUUCUCUCCCUCUCGCGAGACUUGGCGCCUCGGCCCCGCCCCCGCGACAUUCCCAGGCCAAGAUGGCGGCGCCCUGGUCGAGUCCCGCCUUGCGGGCCUUUGUUUUCUUCGAGGGGCAACUGGGUGUUGCUGCAAGGGGGCUUCUCUUCCCUUCCCGAGGCUUCCAGACCACUGCUUCCUGCUUGAAGAACCAAGCAGCCCGCGUCCGUGUGGGGAAGGGGGACAAGCCGGUGAGUUACGAAGAGAUCAACCCUCCACACUACAUUGCGCACCGCAAGGGAUGGCUCUCCCAGAACACCAGCCACCUUGAUGGAGAACUGGGGGCGGCAGAGCGUGCCGUGGAGGACGUCUUCAUCCGCAAGUUCAUCCACGGCACCUUCCACGGCUGCCUGGCCAGCGAGAUUGUGCUGAAGCGCCGCGCCAACACCGUGAUCAUCUGCGCCGUCUUCCUGCAGAGGCUUCCCCCGUCCAAAUUCUACUUCCUGAUUGGCUACACAGAAACUCUGCUGUCCUUCCUCUACAAGUGUCCCGUCAAGAUGGAAGUGCAGACGGUGCCCGAGAAGGUGGUCUACAAGUACAUCUAGUCUCUGUCACGGGGCUCUGGUCUGUCGGGGGUCCCCAAAGCAGGGCUGGGGGCUUCUUGCUCCCUUGCCAGAGGUCUGGCAGGAUUGGACAUGGGGACCCUGUUUGGUGUUGACCAUUUCCUGAGGAGGGUGACACCCACAAGCAGAAACUCAGAGAACCUUGGUUGCUGCUGUGAAUGCAAGUUAGGGUUCCAGGAUGUUGCUCAUAAUACAAACAUGAUUGCUUUUUGCAGGCCUCAAUUUGUGUCUGCCUCUCAUGUUCUUUCUCCUUUUCUUGUACAUCUUUAUUUGGAAAUACAACACAAACAUGAUUGCUUUUUGCAGGUCUCUAUUUGUGUCUGCCUCACAUGUCCUGUCUCCUUUUCUUGUACAUCUUUAUUUGGAAAUAAAUAAUAAUCCAGACUGACAAAGUUCUGGAACACAACACACCAGACAUCACAGUUGUGGAAAAGAAAAAGGUUUGGAUCAUUGAUGUCGCCAGUUUAAUUGAUGAAAAACAACAGGAAAAACUCAGCCGCUCUCAGGACCUCAAGAUUGAACUGCAAAGACUCUGGCAAAAACCAGUGCAGGUGGUCCCGGUGGUGAUGGGCACACUGGGUGCUGUGCCAAAAGAUCUCAGCCGGCAUUUGGAAACAAUAGACAUUGACAAAAUUACGAUCUGCCAGCUGCAAAAGGCCACCCUGCUGGGUUCUGCACGCAUCAUCCGAAAAUACAUCACACAGUCCUAGACACUUGGGAAGGGUUCGACUUGUGAUAUGAAAUCCAGCAUAUCUAUCUUCUUUGCUGUGUCAUAAUAAAAUAAUAAUAAUAAUAAUAAUAAUAAUAAUAAUAAAAACUUUAUUUAGAUUCCAUCCUAUCUCCCCAGGGGGACUCAGAGCGGAUAUGCCUUAAUAAAACAAACAGGUACCGACAAAAUAAUCCCGAAUAACUCCACAUGUAAAUGUAAAAUUAGAAUCGAACAUCAAUAAAUUAAGGAAAAAAAGGGUGGGAAAAAAGAUGUAUGCCUGUAUAUAUAUAUAAAAAGAAAAUUCUAUCUAAAAAUAGUAAAUUCUAAAAAAAGGGAAAAAAAUGAAAAAAAGGGGGGGAGAGAGGUUUGUUGACUUCCUUCUUUGUUAGUCCUAUAGUUCAAAUUACGUCUGUUUAUUCUUGUUUUAAUUCUACUUCCCCUCUGUCUUCUAUUCCUUGAGACUGCAUACGAUCAACAAAUGAAGUCUAUCUUCAUCUGUUUCAGAUAAUCUUUUACAAGGUCCCAGUUAAUUUCUUUCUUGGGUAAGCCGUGGUUGGGCGUUAGCCAAUAUGUAAGUCGGUCCAUAUUCAUAAUCUCUAACACUUUGUGUAGCCAGUCUUCUUUUAUCGGUAUUUCUGUUUGUCUCCAGAUUCUGGCAUAAACUAUUCUGGCUGCAGUAGCCAGAAAGUUAAAUAGAGUCUCCUUGUUUUGUCUUUUUCUAUAUCUAGCAUCCCUAGUAAGAAAUAUAUAUGACUGAAUUGCAUUGGUGGUUGUAUAAUAUUAUUACUAUUAAUAUUAUUACUGUUGUAUAAACCUUUGUUUUAACUUCUGUUUUAUCUGUUUUAUCAUCUUCUUGUGUUUUAAACUGUGUGAAUAAUAAUAAUAAUAAUAAUAAUAAUAAUAAUAACAACUUUAUUUUUAUACCCCGCUCCAUCUCCCCAAUGGGGACUCGGAGCGGCUUACAUGGGGACCAAGCCCAAAAACAUACAACAAUAAAAUGAUAAAACAAUUAUUCCAACAAGAAAACAUCAAUAUCAAUAAAACCAUCAUAGUAAUCAACAUUUAGCAUAAAAUAUUAAAAGCAGGAGAGUAAAACAAGGAUCUGGGCCAAAGUGCAAAAUAUAUCAAAUGGGAGAGGCAGUUUCUCAAUAAAGUGCAAAAUAGUAGUGGCAGAAAAAACCUGUAGUUGGAUGGGCAGAUAGUUCAACCUAAUAAUUAAUUGUCGAAGGCCUUUUUGAAGAGCCAGGUUUUUAGUGUAUUGUUUAUGUAUUUGCGUUGUUACUUUUGUAACAUUGUGAGCUGCCCCUAGUUCCCACGGGGAGAUGGUGGCGGGGUAUAAAUAAAGUAUUAUUAUUAUUAUUAUUAUUA